Calliphora vicina (urban bluebottle blowfly) is the source of this 3374-nucleotide messenger RNA. RefSeq names its product Bub3 interacting GLEBS and Zinc finger domain protein (gene BuGZ). Gene Ontology annotation, molecular function: DNA binding. Bases 123 to 1760 code for a protein of 545 amino acids. The record is from RefSeq and is a predicted model, not a curated record. Lineage: Eukaryota; Metazoa; Arthropoda; Insecta; Diptera; Calliphoridae. The transcript is spliced from 7 exons. Gene Ontology annotation, cellular component: nucleus.
UUGUUUUUCGUGCCGUAGGAGAGAAUCGUAUUUUUCUUCUGAUUAGCAAAUAAAAUAUAAAAGUUUCACAUAAAUUUAUAGAUUGUUUUAAAUUUAGAUUAUAUUAAAUAAUUCUACACAGAAUGGGACGCAAAAAGAAGAAGGCCUCCAAACCCUGGUGCUGGUAUUGUAAUCGUGAGUUUGACGAUGAGAAAAUCUUGGUGCAACAUCAAAAGGCUAAACAUUUCAAAUGUCAUAUAUGCCACAAGAAACUCUACACUGGUCCCGGCUUAUCUAUACAUUGCAUGCAGGUGCACAAGGAGACGGUAGACAAAGUGCCAAAUUCAUUGCCAAAUCGUUCCAAUAUAGAAAUUGAAAUAUUUGGUAUGGACGGUAUACCCGCUGAUGAUUUGCGAGAGCAUGAAAGACAAAAGAAUGGUGGAAAAUCUGAUUCAGACGACGAUGAACCCCAGGCGAAGAAAAAAGUUGAAAUACCAUUAACGGCUCCUCCACCUCCAAUGAUGAUGCCGCCAAAUAUGAUCCCUCCUCAUAUGAUGGGUCAAUAUGCUCAGUACGGCAUGAUGCCCCAUAUGGCAAUGCCGCCAUUUAUGGGACCUGGUGGUAUACACAUGAUGCCUCCGCAUAUGAUGCCACCACGACCGCUCUUCCCCGCAGCCAUGGCAACUACCUCGGCGGCUGCUGCAGCAGCGGCUCAUGUGGCAGCUUCUGCUCAUGCGGCUGCCGUUCAGCAGAAACCAACGUUCCCUGCUUACAGCAAUGCUACCAUAAGUGCACCACCCACAACAAAUAAUCCAAAUGCUGCUGCUCCUUCGUCAACAACAUCAUCAGCGUCAGCCACAUCAUCGACAACGUCAGAUGCGACCAGUAGCACCAACAAAAGUCAAGUGGUAACGAAUGCCAGUGGUGUUACAUCGAAAAUUAUGCAUCCUCCAGAAGAUUUGAGUUUAGAAGAGUUAAAGGCCCGCAAAAUUCAACACAGAUUAAGUGCCAGUGGUGGUGGCGCCUCUGUAUCGAAGUCAUCCUCUACCUCAACGCCUAAUACAAGCAGUCAUGGUCAGAGUAUUUACUCAUCAGCCGCUACCACAGCAUCAACGUCUACCACGACAUCAUCGCAAGCCGCAUCAGCUGCUGCCACCGCAGCGGCCAUAUCGAAGGCACAGGAAGCUGCUACUAUGGUUGCUGUGGCUCAGGCGCAAGCCCAAGCUCAGGCCCAAGCGCAAGCUCAAGCCCAGGCACAGGCCCAAGCGCAAGCACAAGCACAGGCUCAAGUUCAAGCACAAGUACAAGCUGCCCAGGUUCAGGCACAAGUUGCUCAUGCCCAAGCUCAAGUUGUUCAAGCGGUUGCCGCUCAACAACAGCAACAACAGAAACAACUACAAGAUCUCAAUCGUGCUGUCAUGAUACAACGCAUGCAGGCCCAGGCAGCCGUCGAUGCUGCUGUUGCUGCCCACGUUAAUCGUCCCGGUGGCCCAACUGCUGCAGCAGUUGGUAUGAUGCAAUUACCCGGUCAAAUGCAAUUAGUACAACCAAUGAUGCGACCUGCAAUGGCAAUUGCAGCACAUCAUCAUCAUCAUCCCCAUCAUCCUGCUUUACUUGGUGGUAAUUUAUUGAGAGCACAAGGUGGCAUUCCAGGAAUGCCUGCGGGGCUUUUAGGUCCCAUGCAAGCAAUACCUAUGGCCGGAAUGCCAGGUGGAAUACCCGGUAUGGGUGUAAUGUUACCAGGAAAUCCCAUGUUACAAAUGAUGCCACGUUUUCGGUGAUCGUUCCCCCAAGGGCAACUGUGUAUAGCGCCUGUUGCAAACGUGCCUAUGCCAUCUAUUAUCUAUCGCAACUACAAAGAUUAACUAAAGCACUCUCGGACAACCAAAAAGAAAGAAAGCUCUUUCUUACCACCUUCACUCUUCGUUCACUCACUCACUCAUCGUUUACCAGCUGUUGGCAGGCGUGUGUGCAUGUUCCAACAUCAUUGCAUAUAUCCGACUGGAAGCAACAACGCAAGUAAAACUAAAACGUAGUAAUAUUCUAACAUCAAUUAGCAACACCAAUGUAUAGCACGCCUCAUUAAUAUGCUGAGUAAUUAAAUUAAAUAGGCCAAUUGAAAGCAGACUAAAUCCAUCCGUUCAGUUCAGAAAACAAUCGAAAUUUCUAUAUGCCACCACACGUAUAGGAGUUUCUACAAUAAUUCUUCUCUACAACAAGCAAGUUUUGAAAAAAAUUCUUUCUUUUAUUUAUGCAAUGAUUUCGUAUUGUUUAUAUUUUUCUUAAAUGUUAAUUAUUUUUCUAUAUAUUUUAACUUAUAUCAUUUAUAUUUUUCAUUUCAUCUUUUGUUUUGGCAAGAUUCUCUUAAGAAGCCAACAUACAAAUGUUAUUUUUUUGUCCUACAAACAAAAGAAAAGGCUGAUUUCUUAUUAGCAAACUCUUUUAAAGUUUGAAAAGAGAAAAGAACACACAAACAUUGAAGCGUUAGUAUUAAUUAAAUGAAAAACAAAAAAACAGAAAGAAAAAAAAAAUCAAAAUGAAAUGGUAAAUAUUAAACUAUAUAAAUACUAUUUAAUAUAAACGUUUGCAAUAUACAAAUAAUUUAAUUAAUUACUUACAUACAUACCUACAUAAAUACAUACAUACGUACUACAUACUACAUUUACAAUAAUAAGGAUAAGGGUGAUUGAUAUAUGCCAAAUUUAUUUCUACUACAUACCUACACAUACAUACAUAUUAUUAUUAUUAUAAUCAAUAUUCAAUAUUUUUGUUCGUUUUUCUUUAAGAUUUUAUUUUGAAAAUUAAUUUCACCUGGGUGUUCGUUCGUUCGUUCUCUUGCAUACGACACACAGAUAAAUAACACUUUAAAUAUUUCUUCAUAUCUUUUAACUCUAUAAUAUUGUUAACAACAUCUCUAUAUCUAUUCUUCUAUUGUUAUAUGUAUAUAUUAGUUUAUAUUAGUAUAUACAACAUGUGUAUAUUGCUGAUUACAUUAAAAUGUCAUAUUUAGUACUAACCCCGCUCACAAAUCACUUUAACACUUUAAUUAAUCAAUUAAUAAAAUUUAUAGUCUACUGCUGUACAGUUCACACUAAUACCCCUGUGUAAUGCCUACAUACCAUGAUUCACUCCGCCUAACUUCUUCAACACCCACCAUUGUGUUUAACCUUUACUUUUACAUUAAUUUCCAUUUUGUUCAUACUUAUUUGGUUCAUUUAUAUAGCUUUUUGGUUUAAGUCCCGUAGUAAUCUUUAUUUAUUAUCUUAUAUCUUCCGUAUUUGAGUGUUUUUUCUCUCUUUAUUUUUAGUUUUUUUUUUAUUGUAAAUUUUUUAUGCCACAUAUUCUCCUUUUUUUAAACAAUAAAUAAAUUACAUAGCUUUAUGUCUAAUAAUUAA